Galeopterus variegatus (Sunda flying lemur) is the source of this 1166-nucleotide messenger RNA. RefSeq names its product SEC14-like protein 5. The transcript has 8 exons. The annotation marks the transcript as partial. NCBI's taxonomy places the organism in Eukaryota, Metazoa, Chordata, Mammalia, Dermoptera, Cynocephalidae. The record is from RefSeq and is a predicted model, not a curated record. Gene Ontology annotation, cellular component: cytoplasm.
GGGAACGGGGUGAUCGGACGGCUCUCCGGACACCCCCGCCCUGUGUCCUUCACGCCCCGGCUGUCCUCCCCUCGCAGAUCGCGGGCGUGGAGCACGUGGUCUUCGUGCAGAGAAACGUUCUGAACUGGAAGGAGAGGACGCUCCUCAUCGAAGCGCACAACGAGACCUUCGCCAGCCGCGUGGCGGUCAAGGAGACCUGCAGCUACACCGUCCACCCUGAGAACGAAGACUGGACAUGCUUUGAGCAGUCCGCCUCGCUGGACAUCCGGUCUUUCUUUGGCUUUGAAAAUACCUUGGAGAAGAUUGCCAUGAAGCAGUACACCGCCAGUGUCAAGCGGGGGAAAGAGGUGAUCGAACAUUACCUGAACGAGCUCAUCUCCCAGGGCACCUCUCACAUUCCCCGCUGGACACCUGCCCCGGUCUGCGAGGAUGACGUCAGCAGCCAGGGUGGGCUGCGGGACCCUGGCUCCCUGGAGGCCGACAGGCCCAGCAGCAUCCAAAGCCCUGCUCUGGAGACGAUCACUACAGACGGAGACAAGCUGGAUGUGGACUACAUUGAGAGGUGCCUGGGCCAUCUCACACCCAUGCAGGAGAGCUGCCUCAUCCAGCUUCGGCACUGGUUACUGGAGAACCACAGAGGCAAGAUUCCCAAAGAUGAGCACAUCCUUCGGUUCCUGCGGGCUUGUGACUUCCACCUGGACAAGGCCCGGGAAAUGCUGUGCCAGUCCUUGAGCUGGCGGAAGCAGUACCAGGUGGAUCUCCUCCUUCAGACCUGGCAACCCCCUGCCGUCUUGGAGGAGUUCUAUGCAGGGGGCUGGCAUUACCAGGACAUAGACGGCCGCCCCCUCUACAUCCUUCGCUUGGGCCAGAUGGACACCAAAGGCUUGAUGAAGGCCGUGGGGGAGGAGGCACUGCUGCGGCACGUUCUUUCCGUUAACGAGGAAGGACAGAAGCGAUGUGAAGGGAACACAAAACAGUUUGGCCGUCCCAUCAGCUCCUGGACCUGCCUGCUGGACCUGGAGGGUCUCAACAUGCGGCACCUGUGGCGGCCGGGGGUGAAGGCCCUGCUGCGCAUGAUUGAGGUGGUCGAGGACAAUUACCCCGAGACCCUGGGCCGGCUGCUCAUUGUGCGAGCUCCCCGCGUCUUCCCUGUGCUCUGGACGCUG